This is a messenger RNA of Arabidopsis thaliana (thale cress), 1525 nucleotides long. RefSeq names its product Integral membrane HPP family protein. The transcript has 5 exons. Bases 568 to 1299 code for a protein of 243 amino acids. The record is from RefSeq and is marked reviewed. Lineage: Eukaryota; Viridiplantae; Streptophyta; Magnoliopsida; Brassicales; Brassicaceae.
AUAAAAAAAAAGUUGUAGUAUAUAGUAUUAACAAACUAACACAAUUUUUUUCAACUUUGAUAGUAACCUUUUUCAAACCAAUAUAUAUUAGUGUUUUAAAGUACGCCAUUAUCUUGUAUAAUAUGCAUGGUGUAUUGAUAGUAUUUUAUAUGUAUGUAAAAUGAAAACUAAAAGGCGACUACUAGCAUAAAAAAUAAAUGAUGAAAUUUAACAAAUUUUGUAAUUUUAAAGGCAAUAUACUAUUGUACCGUGAAAAAAUAUAUAGGUAAAAUUUUCAAAAUAUUUGUGUUGACCAAAUAAAUGGCAAGAUCAUAAUAUUUUGCAUAAUUUUCUAUAUUUUAAAGCCGAUUUUCAUUGCUAAAAUAUAUUGUAUAAGUAUAUGCUAAUACACAUAUUUGCGUGUGUGUAUAUAAAUAAAAACAUGCAUACAUGUAUCAUUUGUCUGUCUCCUAUUGGCUAAGAAAACAGAGAGAAUCGGUAUUUUUAGCCUUUGCUAAGAUAUUUUGAUCAAAAAUCCCACUUUUGAGCGGUCUUAUCUUUAUUCUCCACCUCAAAGGACCAUUUCUCAUGGCUUCUGUUCCGGUGAGACCUCUACCUCUUCUUCGCCGGAACAUCACCUCGACGACGGCUUCGAAAUCAUCUCCAAUGCUCGCCAACGUUUCGAGCCGGCAUUCUCUCGGGAUCUCUACGUAUGAUGAAUUUUUGAAGCAAAUAAAAACUCCGGCAACUGUGAACCACCGGCGGCGAGUAAGUACGGUGGUGGCGUCGGCGGGAAACUUGACGGCGCCGUCGUGGGAUUCGUGGAAGCCUGAUAAGACGGCGGCGGCUACGGCUCUUUUGCUGAGUGACGUCAUAUGGCCUGCUGCUGGAGCGUUUGCGGCAAUGGCAUUAUUGGGAAGAAUGGAUCAAAUGCUAUCUCCGAAAGGCAUUUCAAUGUCAGUUGCACCACUUGGCGCAGUCUCCGCCAUUCUUUUCAUCACCCCUUCUGCUCCUGCUGCUCGGAAAUACAAUAUAUUUUUGGCUCAAAUAGGUUGUGCUGCGAUUGGGGUGGUAGCUUUCUCCGUCUUCGGCCCAGGCUGGCUCGCCCGGAGUGUCGCCCUCGCCGCUUCCAUCGCUUUUAUGGUCAUUACUCGUGCCAAUCACCCUCCUGCGGCGAGCUUACCACUAAUGUUCAUAGAUGGAGCAAAGUUCCAUCACUUGAAUUUCUGGUACGCAUUGUUCCCAGGUGCAGCUGCUUGUGUCAUCCUCUGCCUUCUCCAAUCGAUCGUAUGUUACUUGAAGGAAAACAUGAAAUUUUGAUGAAUCACCAAGCGACAUGUACGAUCGAAUUAAUGAUAUAUAUAAUACAUACAUAUCGAUGGAAAUCUUGUGAAAAUAUUUGAUUCAUAUGUAUACACUUGAUGAACGUAUGUAAAUGACUAAAUAAUUAUUAAGUUCAUUCAAUAUUAUCGUGGUCUUCUCCGAUUCCUUAUUAUCAUUUUCCUAAUUCUUACAUAAUUAACAGUUUAACACCUCAUACAAAGGA